Messenger RNA from Drosophila busckii, 1505 nucleotides. RefSeq names its product histone-lysine N-methyltransferase SMYD3 (gene Smyd3). Gene Ontology annotation, molecular function: protein binding. The record is from RefSeq and is a predicted model, not a curated record. Gene Ontology annotation, cellular component: nucleus. NCBI's taxonomy places the organism in Eukaryota, Metazoa, Arthropoda, Insecta, Diptera, Drosophilidae. The transcript is spliced from 5 exons. Bases 140 to 1465 code for a protein of 441 amino acids.
AUUUGUUUGUGUUGUAUUUGCUAAAUUUAGAAAUAGGUGCCGCAAAACAUUCAAAUUUGAAAAUAUGCAUUAUUUUUGAGCUGGCUGGCAUGCGUGUGUGCUCAUUUACCAUCAACAAGGUGUAGCUGUCACAAUAGUCAUGGAAUCCACAAAAGCCAUUAAGCGUGGUACACGCAUUCUCACCGAGAAACCAUUUGCAUUUGUGCUCAAAUCCAAGUAUCGGCUGGAGCGCUGUGAUAACUGCCUGGAGGCCGCAAAGGUGUUAAAGUGCUCCAAUUGCCGCUAUGUAUCCUACUGUAAUCGAGCCUGCCAGCAAGCAGCCUGGCCGCUGCACAAGCAUGAGUGUCCUUUUCUAAAACGGGUGCAGCCGCGUGUAGUGCCUGAUGCUGGGCGCAUGCUCUGCCGGCUUAUACUGCGUCUGGAGCAUGGUGGCGACCUGGAGCGCGGCUAUUACACAGAGCAUGGCUCUCGCAAAUUCCGCGAUCUAAUGUCACACUAUGCCGAGAUUAAAAAUGAUGCACAACGUGUGGAGCAUUUGGAUUCACUGCAUGCUGUGCUAACGGAUAUGAUGAUCGAUAGCAAUAGUCGCAGCACAGUGCCCAACAAAACGGAACUCAUGAGCAUUUACGGACGUCUCAUUACGAAUGGCUUUAAUAUACUUGAUGCAGAAAUGAACUCCAUUGGUACGGCCAUUUAUUUGGGAGUUUCCAUAACAGAUCAUAGCUGCCAACCAAAUGCGGUUGCCACUUUUGAGGGCAACGAGCUGCAUGUGCAUGCCACAGAGGAUAUGCCCAGUUUAGACUGGUCCAAGAUCUUCAUAAGCUACAUUGACUUGUUAAACACACCUGAACAGCGACGAGAAGAUCUAAAGGCGCAUUAUUACUUUCUGUGUGUUUGCAGCAAGUGUAUUGAUCCACAGGAGCAGCUUGACAUGAAUGCUGCAGUCUGUCAAGGCUGUGCGGCUGCCAUUGAUGUAGAACAGCCGAAAUGUCAAUGUUGCAACGCCAGCGUUACCGCCGAACAGCGCCAGAAUUACACAGAGACUAUGAGCUUGACGCAAUCCAGCCUAGAUGCCAUGAAGGAUGUAGCCUAUUUGGACAUGUGCAAGGUUUGCUUGAAGAAGCAGUCAGGUGUUCUGCAUUCCCUCAAUGUGUGGCACGUGAAGACAUUGGAUGCAGCCUUUGAGGCUGCCAUUGAUGUGGGCAAAUGGUCAGAUGCACUGGACUAUGGCCAGCGUCUAUUGCCAGGCUUUGCUAAAUAUCAUGGCGCAUGGAAUCCUUUGCUGGGCUUGCUGCACAUGAAACUUGGUAAAAUACAAUUAUAUGAGCGCAACUAUAAGCAUGCUGUACAUCACUUGCAGGAAGCUCAUCGUAUUUUAAACGUCACACAUGGACGCGGACAUCGACUGCUGCACGAGCAACUGCAGCCGCUAAUGCUACAGGCGAGGCAGGAAAUGAGCUUGUAAAAACUAUUAUUAUAUGUAAAUAAAUUCUGUUCAAAUUCAA